Acanthosepion pharaonis is the source of this 573-nucleotide messenger RNA. NCBI's taxonomy places the organism in Eukaryota, Metazoa, Mollusca, Cephalopoda, Sepiida, Sepiidae. The record is from the annotation of a GenBank genome assembly.
AUGGAUUAUUCCACGCUCGAUAUUGUUUUUGCUUCUUUUUUUUUAGCGAAACCUCGUUCAUCCGAGAUUUCGUUUCCUUCUUUUUUCUUUCUCUUCUCUCUUCGCGCCUUUUCUUUCUUUUCUAUCUUGCGUUCUUUCUUUUUUCUCUUGCGUUCUUUAUUUCUUCCCUUUCUUUCUUGCGUUAUUUCUUUUUCGUUCUUUCUUUAUCCCUUUCUUUCUUUCUUUCUUUCUUUCUUUCUCGUCUUUCGUUCUUUCUUUUCUGUUCUUUCUUUUCUGUUCUUGUCUUUCUUUCUUUUCUGUUCUUGUCUUUCUUUCUUUCUUUCUUUCUUUCUUUUCUGUUCUUGUCUUUCUUUCUUUCUUUCUUUCUUUCUUUUCUGUUCUUGUCUUUCUUUCUUUCUUUCUUUUCUGUUCUUGUCUUUCUUUCUUUCUUUCUUUCUUUCUUUGCUAUCCUAUUUUCUUUUCUUCCCUCGGUUUAUUUAUCUUCAUUUUUACCCCAUCAAUGAUAGAGUUCUGGAUCAUUCUUUCUUUCUUUCUUUCUUUCUUUAUUUUCAAUUUUUUUCGAUUCCAUUUUGA